AAUCAAAGCAGCACAUCUCAUCAUGUUGCUCGAAGACAAACCGAGACCUCUCUCCCAACAUUCACGAGAAGUCUAUGAUGUUGUUGAGCUCUCCGAGACCGAAGACCAGCCCCUANUAUGGCAUUGGUGCACAACCUACCUACCUCAUCUCAUCGGUACACCACUUUCAAUAUUGUCAUGGGCUUUCUCGCUUCGCUUUUUGCUGUUGCUUUGGCGAGCUCUCUGGGAUGGGAACGACAAGCCAGGAGUUGUUGCUGCAUGCUAUUUCGGCACGCAAGUAUCACUGCUGAAUANNGUCGCACGAGUGGCCGAUGACGGGUGGAGAUUCCUUUGCACUAGUCCACGGUUACGUCCCCGAGUUCGACUCAUCGGCCCAAUGGUCCCACAUGCGGAUGUUAUCAUUACAACAUGCGGAGAAGAGAUUGAUGUUGUCAUGGACACUGUCCGAGCCGCGUGUGAUCUUGACUAUCCUGCAGACAGGUAUAGGAUACUGGUCGCUGAUGACGCUGCGAAUCAAGAUCUGGAACUGCAGAUAGCAGCACUGGCAACCAAGACUCCAGUCACACUCUUGUACUAUGCAAGACAAACGAAAGGCGGCAUGAAGGCCGGCAACAUGAACUCCGCUCUCAACUAUCUACACAGCCUUGGUGGGGCGGAAUACUGCACCUUCUGUGAUGUUGACAUGAUUUUCGAACCGGAAUUCCUUCGCGCCACGCUCGCGCUUCUCGUCAACGAUGAUCAAGUCGGAGUUGCUGUUGUCCCGCAGAGGUUCUACAACGUACCGACAAAUGACCCUCUUUACCAAAGUCUCAACGUGGAUGGCAAGUUCGACGAGAUUCAACGCGAUAGCAUGAACUGUGCAUGGGUGACCGGUCCCGGCGUCGUCUUCCGUUGCAGAGCGAUCAGAGAUAUCGGAGGCUUCCCCGAAAACGCCCUGGCUGAAGACAUCAUGACUGGAUUCACGCUUCAGGGUCGAGGAUGGAAAGUGGUGUAUUGCCGCGAGGAACUGCAGUUCGGUCUCGUUCCAGACACCUUCAAGGCUCACGUCACGCAACGGAUGAAAUGGGUAGGUGGUUCUGACAUUUGCCUUGACUCGCCACGAAAGCUAACCGUUUCCAGUNUUGUCGGACGGCUACGCAACUCCCGCAAGCUCAACUGUGCUAUAGCAUCGCCGCUGGUUAAAGGCAUGACCUGGAAGCAGCGGGUUUCCGCAAUAUGCCAUUGCGCUUCACCAAUCGCGUCCAUGAUGAACAGGCCGCUCUGUUCUUGGAUCAUUCUUCUGCUUGUUGCUUCUGGAAAGCCACUGGUUACUGCAAAGUCGAGUGAACUGCAGGAUAUACUGUUUGUAUAUGUUCUGGCUAGGAUCACGGCUUUCGCAGAAGAAUUGCUCGCAAGUACUGGUUGUGGCUAUCUGGCGCUGCGCCGGAGAAUCGAAGGCAUGCACUGGCUGCACACCCACCUAUUCUUCGCCCUUGCCAAAGACCUGUUCCCAAAAUCGCUGGCGGGAAAGCGUCUUGGAUUUAUACCGACCGCGCUGGCGGAAUCCAAGACCCAAGAACGCCAUCUCGAUCGCCGCCCCGGACUUUUCCAACGUCUGCGGGUGAUGUUUCUCUACCAACAUCUGUGGUAUCACGUUGUUGUAGCUGCGGUCGUAGCAGCAGUCUUCAGCGUGGGACUUGUCAAAGCAGGCAACCAUGAAAGUCUGCAUUACCUCUUGACACAUGUGCUGGUUCCUGGCGUUGCAUGGAGCAGUUAUUUCGCCUCGCUCAGACCCAUUGCGUAUGCCAUUGCGCCUCCAACCAUGCCAGAGCGACGAGAGAUGAUGGACCGGGAUUUUGCCCGCCCAAGACCUGAGGGAAAGGGGAAUGAGGACCGUCUUCAGUUGCACCUGGAGGAUGAGUCUGACGGUUACGCAUUUGAGGUCUGGCGGCCGAAGGCGGAGCAGAAGCUCGAGAAGUGGGAUGCUUGGGCAAUCUUGCCAGAAGUUCCUCGGAAUGUCAGCCUUGUGUUUUGGGUUAUCAUUGGUAUGGGACUAUGGCAG
Aureobasidium uvarum is the source of this 2041-nucleotide messenger RNA. The record is from the annotation of a GenBank genome assembly. Lineage: Eukaryota; Fungi; Ascomycota; Dothideomycetes; Dothideales; Saccotheciaceae.